Molecule: messenger RNA, 1118 nt
Organism: Cryptomeria japonica (Japanese cedar)
Lineage: Eukaryota; Viridiplantae; Streptophyta; Pinopsida; Cupressales; Cupressaceae
Exons: 4
Coding region: 189-782 (197 amino acids)
Biological process (GO): endosome to lysosome transport; intracellular protein transport; lysosome localization
Cellular component (GO): BORC complex; synaptic vesicle; BLOC-1 complex
Molecular function (GO): SNARE binding
Source: RefSeq, a predicted model, not a curated record
CCGCUGCUAUCGUAUGCUUUCCUCAAGCCGAUAAAAGCCCAUACUUCAAAACACUUUGGAAGGUCUAUAUUCGUCUCACGAACUCACAUACAACCCAAACCUUGUUAUAGGUCAUCUACCUUAGCGGUAGAGCGUCAGUCGGAGGGCAUUCACUCUUUAGAACAAUAAAAGCAGGCACAACUAUACACAUGGAUGACGGAGAACGUUGUGACUCUGAAGCAUCCUCUUCAUUACAUGAUGCUGAUUCUUCCAUACUUACUGAGUCUGCAGUCUGCAAUUCUUCCGCAUCUACGUCUAGCAAUUCUCGUGUGGGUGAUUAUGCAAAUUUUGAAUCACCCGGUGAGGAGAAUGUUUCUCUCCAACAAGAUCCGGGUUUAGACCGGCAGCAAUUGGAGGGCACUCAGAUUAUAGCAAAAGGGAUUGCUUCUGUGGUGGGUCCAGUUAUAAGAGAUUUCGACUCCAGGGCAGAAGGAGCUCUCAAGAGCCAGGGUGUUCUCAAAAGCAGCAUUGACCGCCUCACUAGAGAACUGGAUACACUGUUGGAAGAUGCACCCUUACCUUUUAUUACCCAGCAUGCAACCAAGCUUUCAGGUGUACGUAAGAGAGUUUCAUCUUUGAGUUCAACUUUGCAAACUAUACAAAAGCGCAUUGACAACAUUGAGCGAAUGCUAUUCAGGCAAGGACUUGAGAAUGGUGCAAGUUCAUGGAAGGGCAAUCUGACAAUGCCUCAUAACAGUAGUCAACAUGUUGAACACAAAGAUGUGGAUGCGGGGCAAACAUAAGUAAUGCAAUCAAUCUUUUGAUACAUGCGCAUAUGUAAUGAUUUCAUAGCUUCUGGAACGAAUACUUCAGAUGUCGACUUUAGAUUUCAGGGCUUACAAGAUGCCCCAGAACAUCCGAGAUUCUCUAUUUAUUGACUAUUGUUUCUUUAUUCCUGAAUUUAUGUAAUUUAAGCAUGGGCAGGAUGCAUCCUAUCUGGAUGGUUGUCCCCCGUGUAACUAACUUGAGAAUGAGUUGGGUGUUAUCAGCAUCUUGGUGAAGCUCCCAUAAUAACAAACUUAAUGAAGAUGUAAACAAUGAUCAUCCUUUAAUGAAUUAUAGUUUUAUUGAAAUUUCAA